AUGUCCAACUACAUGGAUGGUUUAUCCCUUGGACCCGGCUUCAACAACGUCGGCAUGUCUGAGGGGCUUGACUCUGCACAACAGUACACAACGUCGCCGUCAUCCAUAUCCCACCAAGAUGCCUCCUUCCACACCCAGCCGACUUCUUUUCAAGGCAACGUUACUGUUUAUCAAACAACAGGUCCCGAUGCCCAUACAAGCCCGAUCCAGCAACCCGGAAGCAAUACCCCCGCCCUGAACCCGCGAUCAUGCGUAACCUGUCGCCGCCGGAAAGUUCGUUGCGACAAGCAGAUGCCUUGUUCCAACUGUCGUCGAGCACAGAUCCCAUGUGUCUUUCCCGCUCCCGGAAGGGCACCACGGCAGCCGCGCCGAAAAGACCCAAAUGCGCCACCCAAAAACUCAAGCCAACGUGAAAUAGAGUUGAUGAAGAGACUGAGGAAGUUGGAGGGAAUCGUAGAAGAAUUAAGCGGUCAGAUCGAGGUUGAGUCAGGGGGCAAAGGUCAAUCAUCAGCCAGUUCGCCUGAAGCUGUGCAUCCAGGUCAAAUCAAUUCCUUUGACACCUCAGCACAUAAUACCCAACGACACCUGUCAAAUGCGUCCUCACAGCAAGGUAAUGCCAGAAUCACUGGUGAAAGCCCGCAAGGCAGCGAGGCUAUAAGUGAGCAGAGCGAGAGUACCCGCAAAAGUAUGCAUAAAAAGUUUGGUCGGUUAGUCUUGAACGACAACGAUACCAGCGGAAGUCGAAAAUACGUCAGUCAUGGACUUUGGGCAAAACUUAAUGACGAGCUCGACUCGAUACGAGAAGAAACACAAAGACUCACCGAUGAAGACUUUGACGAAUCCGACAUAGAAGAAACGCCAGAUAGUUCACCCGCAGCUACGCUCUCGGCAAACCAUAAUGCUUUCAUUUUCGGAUAUCGCUCCACAGAGGUUGAUUUGGACAAAUACUGGCCUAUGCCGACAGUCAUCCCAUUCCUGUGGUCUGUAUACCAGGAGAACGUGGAGCCAUUGCUUAAGGUGCUUCAUAUACCCACUAUGGAGCCGGUUUUUCGAGAUGCGAGAAGGGACCACAAACAGCUCUCCCCUGGGAACGAAGCACUAGUCUGGGCGAUAUACUACGCCGCAAUAACAUCACUAGACCCUGAUGAGGUUCGAGCCAAUCUUGGUGUCAACAAAGAGGAUGUCCUUGUACAGUACCGUUUCGCCGUUGAACAGGCGCUCGCCAAAGCCAACUUCCUCAACUCGUUAGACACUCCGAUUAUGCAAGCUUUGCUCAUCUUCCUUCUUGUAGUUAAGGGCCAAGAUGGAAGCCGCUUCUGUUGGUCUUUGACAGGUCUAGUAGCUCACCUGGCUCAGGGCAUGGGUCUUCACCGCGAUGGAUCACAUUUUGGGUUGAGCCCCUUUGAGACGGAGAUGCGGAGACGUCUCUGGUGGUCAUUACUCUUAUUGGACCUUCGGUCGGCCGAUGAGUUGGGUACCGACCUUAUUAUUUCGGACUAUGACACGCAGAUGCCAAGCAACAUCAACGAUGCUGACAUCAAGCCCGACUCAACAGAGGCUCCUGAGCCCAGAGAAGGCCAUUCUGAUUGUGCGGUGGCGAUCGUUCGUUUUGAGAUUGCAGGGUUCGGCAGGCGCCUUGUUCGACUUUCAUCUGCAUCCAUGUCAUUCUGUCCCAAAGGCAUGCCUUUCGAAAACACUACUCUUGCUGAACGAGAAAACAUGCUCAUCGACGUUUAUCGGAGGGUUGAGCACAAAUUUCUGAAGCACGUCACGGCCGACACUGAUCCUUUGUAUUGGAUGGCGGCCUCGAUCGCUCGUAUUAUUAUGGCCAAGAUGACUCUAGUUAUAUAUCAGCCAGUACUCUUCCCUGGUUCCGAGGGAGAAGGUGCGCUUUCAGAUGAGGCGAGAGAGCGAGCCUACUUGGCAGCACUUGAAAUCGCGGAAUACAAUCACAUAUUGAGCAACGAUACAAGAUGUAAGCAGUUUAGGUGGUUGUUCAAAACCUACACCAACUGGUCUGCCAUGGCCUACUUUCUCAUAGCCAGUUGCCGUCGGCCAUGGACCCCUCUCGUGGAGCGUGGUUGGGAAGCGAUCAAUGGGUAUGAGGAUCACCCAGCGCAGCUUGUGAAAUCUGGCGACAAUACAUCUGUCGUGAUGCCUAUAAGGAAACUUUACUUGAGAGCACAAAGACACCGUGCGGCAGAGAUUAUCCGGCUUCGCAACAACCCCGAAGAAGCUCGUCGGUUGGAAUUUGAAGAAAGGACAAACCCUAGGUACCAAACUCGAUUUGGACAGGAAACUGAUCGGAAUGUCAACAAGAUGGACGAGAUCAGGGGAAAAUGGAGGUAUCUGGUACGCGCUGACGGAAGUAACAUACCGACGUCUACCCCAGCUGAGCUCAGUCCUGUGGCACUGCCAGAAAUACCCCAACCCACACAAGCACAAAUCCCAUCUCGCCCUCGGACACCGUCAGUCAACGAUAUUCCAGGAAGCUUUGAUCUCUCGGAUACGACAAUGAACUUUAUGAACGAUAUGAUGGCACAGGGCACAAACUUCAACAUGGCAGGCUUCUGGCCAAUGAACGACGUCGGUGCAGCCCAGAUGAAGGCCAUGAAUACUGCGGCAACGCCCAUGACUACAACUGCCCAGAUGCCGCAACCACAAACGACGCAAGUAUUAGACAUGGGUCAGCAGUUUCAACCCCAGUCUAUGCAACUACCUAAAGACGAGAUCCCGCCGCCCUAUCUCUGGGAUGGUUCUUACCCGACCAUGAACCCAAACUAUGAUCAAACAGCGGGUAUGGAUGAUAUCGACAUGCUUGGGGAAGAUUUUAAUUGGCACCACUGGAGCCAAAAUGUUCGUGGUAUGUAG
Messenger RNA from Fusarium venenatum, 2871 nucleotides. NCBI's taxonomy places the organism in Eukaryota, Fungi, Ascomycota, Sordariomycetes, Hypocreales, Nectriaceae. The record is from RefSeq and is a predicted model, not a curated record.